ACAAAAAAGCUCUAAUAAAAAUGAAACCCCAAAAAUUUAUACAAAGUUACAAAUGCGAUUGUUUUCAACCAUAUAACUAUUGUAAUUGUUCGCAUAAAAUUAUCUCUAGUGAUAUAUUAAUAGAAAAUGUUAACGAUAUUGCAGAAUCUUUAGUCGAGGUGAUGAAUCUUUGUGGUAUAUAUUUGGUAAAAGCUAAAGCCUCCAGAGAUGUCAUCAUUUAUUAUUUUUUACAUUUUGAAGAAAUAAUCCAUCGCAUUGAUUCCAUACCGAAAAAACGUUUAUGCAAAGAAGAUCUUAUACAUGAUCUGAGUCGUAAAUGUUCCAUGGAUCGGAUAGAUGCACAAAUGGCUUGUUCUAUUAUAAAAAGGGCAUUUAAAGCUUUUUAUCAUGGCACCGAUAUGGGGGGAGUACCGAAUCAUUUGUUAAGCGAUAAACUAACACAUUCCUCAGAAUGUCUGUGGGUGCAUGCGGCAAAACGUACAGCUCAGAUUUACGCUGCCUAUGAGGGCUUAUUUUAUGCGUGUCAAAAAGAUUUGGAAUGUAAAAUAAAAUUAAUUUAUAAACAAUUGUAUGAUCGCAUAACGAACAGAAAUCAACCAGAUGAUGAACCAGAAUGUACUUGUAUGAAAUGUCUCAAAAGAAUUGCCAAAGAAAGUCUAAAGCCAGGUAAAGUUACUACAGGAAUGCAUGAUGUCAAGGACCCUUAUGAAGCGAUGUAUAUAAAAGAACAGGAAGAGGAUAUAGAAAAGCAAAGAAAUGAAAACUGUGCUGUUAUGAAUGAAACCUUGGAAAAUGAAGAAAAACAGUGCUGCUCUUGUCCUUCCCUAAACAUAACGGCAAAAGAUUAUGCUUAUAGAGAAAUUGCCGAGUCUACUUAUACUGGAUCAAGUCAAGGGCCUUUUGAUUGUCGUUGGAUUUCCAUUAGUAAGGAGGAGUUUGAGGCUGACGAAGGCGUAGUGAAUGUAAAAUUACCAAAGGAAUUUCCUUGUCCUCCAUGCCAUACAGAUGAGGAAUGUGAAACAGAAUGCGAAUGUUCUUGUGAGGAUUGCACCUGUAAAUCAGAUGAUGACAUUGUUUGUGGUGAAUCUUAUGGUGAAAAUGGGGAAGAUAUAGAAAAAGAAUUUUCGAGUGAAGAAACUGCUAAAUUAUCCGAAAAUUAUACUAAUUCUGAAUCUAUUACUGCAGAUUUAAGUGUCUGUACGCAAUGAGUGGCAAUGAAGUUUGUGGCAUCAUGAAUUUGUAAAAUAUUAUAUUUUAGACAGUUAAAUUAGGUUUUAUUUCUAUACACUAAUGUAUUUAAAGAAUUUGCAAUUCUAAUCUAAAUUAUGAGUAAAAUCAUUUAAUAAUGUGCAUUCGUUUAAAAAGUGUACUUCUAAAAAAAGGUUCAGAUGUACAAUCACAAAACCAUAAUCACAAAACUAUUAGCUGCUAUUCCAUACAUUUAUAAUUAGAUAGGAAUCUCUAUACAAUUUUUUCUGAAAAAAAUCUAAAAAAUUAAGAAAAUUUCAUUACAAUUUUGAUUCAAAUUGCAUCCAUUGUUCUACUGGUGUCACUAU
Messenger RNA from Lucilia sericata (common green bottle fly), 1556 nucleotides. RefSeq lists its product as uncharacterized. The transcript is spliced from 2 exons. The record is from RefSeq and is a predicted model, not a curated record. Lineage: Eukaryota; Metazoa; Arthropoda; Insecta; Diptera; Calliphoridae. The coding region runs from base 21 to 1208 and encodes 395 amino acids.